This is a messenger RNA of Carassius carassius (crucian carp), 870 nucleotides long. RefSeq lists its product as uncharacterized. Bases 7 to 870 code for a protein of 287 amino acids. The record is from RefSeq and is a predicted model, not a curated record. The transcript has 7 exons. NCBI's taxonomy places the organism in Eukaryota, Metazoa, Chordata, Actinopteri, Cypriniformes, Cyprinidae.
UUUCGCAUGGGAUUUCGACGAAAAGAGUGGGUUAGGCUGGCAAAUGGAGCUGUGCCAUCGGUGCAUGCAAGUCCACCUGCAAAAUCUGGCGGGAGUGAAGAGUCUAACGUUAAUGUUAGCACUAGCAGAGAAUCUGCGCGUCGAAAACGGGAGCUUUGCACAGCCUGCGGAACUUGUGGCUAUGAGCGUUACUGGCAAAACCAAGAGAAGGUGCAUCGAAACAUGCCUGCCUGCAACCUUUUACUCAGCGGUGCCAUCCACUUCUCAGGUUGCAUGGCUACUCAGACAAUCAGGAUGCUGAAGCUGUUUGGACUGCAGUGCAUAAGUCCCGGCACUUUUUUCCGCCAUCAGCGCUAUUACACUAUCCCUACCAUCGUGCAGGCCUGGAGGAAUGAGCAGAGUGGGAUCAUCAGGGAGUUGAAGGAGACUGGGGGUGGAUUGAUCCUGUCUGGUGACUGCAGAUCAGAUUCUCCUGGACACUGUGCCAAGUAUGGUAGCUACUCCUUGAUUGAGGAUCGAAUUAACAAAGUUUUGGAUGUUCAGCUUGUCCAAAGCUCAGAAGUCCCAAGCAGCUCUUGGUGUGAGCUAGAGGGUCUAAAGCGGAGUAUGCAGUUCCUGAUGGACCAAGACAUGCAAGUGUCUGCUCUGAUAACAGACAGAAAUCGGCAGGUGGCCAAGUGGGUACGUGAGAAAAUGUGUUCAGAAGGAACAAAGCAUUUCUUUGACGUCUGGCAUAUUGGGAAAAGUGUACAGAAAGCACUGGAUGCUGCUGCAAAAGAGAGGGACUGUGAGGAUCUGAAGCUGUGGAGGCCUGCCAUUAUCAACCAUCUCUAUUGGACCUAUGAUAAAUCAUGUACAGGACAUACAUGA